This is a messenger RNA of Macrosteles quadrilineatus (aster leafhopper), 2980 nucleotides long. RefSeq names its product transmembrane protein 115-like. Gene Ontology annotation, cellular component: membrane; Golgi apparatus. Bases 62 to 1135 code for a protein of 357 amino acids. Gene Ontology annotation, biological process: retrograde vesicle-mediated transport, Golgi to endoplasmic reticulum. The transcript has 3 exons. The record is from RefSeq and is a predicted model, not a curated record. Lineage: Eukaryota; Metazoa; Arthropoda; Insecta; Hemiptera; Cicadellidae.
CGUUUGCUGCUGUUGUUCUGUUAUUCUAGUCGUUCUAGUUUGAUGAUAAAGAUAAGUAAACAUGGCGGCCAUGAAAGUUUUGAAUAGGAAUUUACCAUAUAUAAGACAACAGUUAUUAGCUCUCGUAGGGAACACCAGUGUAUUUGUGAAGUUUAUUUGUGUUGCUGUUAUUGUUACGUACUUUUUGUCAUUUUCUGAAGAGGCUGUGAAAGUUAUAAGUGUAACUCCAGGUUUCCUUCUACCUCCAGUGUUUUGGAUAUGGACAGCAUUUACAUUUUGCUUCUUGGAAAUUCAUUUUUGGGAAGUCUGUGUUGACAUUAUUACUGUAGGGUUGUGUGGGAAAUUAAUUGAACCACUAUGGGGUGCAUUCGAAAUGAUGACUUUCUUUGCAAUUGUCAAUGUAGGAGUAGCUUUGUUAAGCUCGGUAUUUUAUUUGCUAUUGUACAUGUGCACAUUUAACACAGACUUGUUGUUUUCAAUUCAGAUCCAUGGACUUUCAGGAUACAUAGCAGGAAUUUCAGUCGCUGUAAAGCAAAUUAUGCCUGACCAUUUGAUUGCAAAGACGCCUUUGGGAAAGAUAUCAAACAAGAACAUACCUAUGUUGAUUCUAUUUAUUUAUAUUUGCCUGUGGUUGUUAGGGUUGUGUGAAAGAACUAAUCCAACUAUGUUUGCAUCUGGACUUCUUGUUAGUUGGAUAUAUUUGCGAUUCUAUCAGUAUCACACAAAUGGAUCAAGAGGGGAUAUGGCAGACAAUUUUACUUUUGCAAGCUUCUUUCCGAACGUCUUGCAGCCGCCAAUUGGUGUUGUGAGCAAUACAGUUUACAGCGGAUUAGUUCGGAUCGGACUUUGCCGAAAGACUGUGAGAAAGUUUGACCUCGCCGCUGCUCCUACUGGUGUCACUGUCACGCUGCCAGGAAACGACCCUCAAGAUAUGGAAAGGAGAAGGCAAAUAGCUUUGAAAGCACUCAGUGAACGGCUCAGCAAAGUUGAACAUCCGCAGGUUAAAUCCCAACGAGUGAAAGGUGACACGACCAUAUCAAUACCAGUGUUACCACUACCAACGACACCACUAAUCCCGCCAGCAGUUACAGCAAUAAACAUGGACGCCUCACCGGCUCCGUCCACUAACACGUGAUCAGACACUACUAACAGUGAGACAAAAGAGACUAUCGUAUGUGAUCUACGAGAUAUUUGAGUGGUCUCGUAAAACUUGAAGACGUUAAGGAUUUAUCUGUGUUAUAAUCAUGUUCAUCUAUUUAGUGUUACAAAGAUAUAUUGUUGAAUCUUUGAAAGUAUAACGUUUUUAGACGUGUAUAAAGUAUUUAUAAUUUUAAUAGUGUUAGAUUUGUGUGAAAAGAAGAAGUUCUUGAGAAGCCCUGGCAUAAGGUGAGGUAAUAGUUACUCAUUUUGAAGUGGAAGUUAUUUAGUUUGGAUUUUUUCGACAACUAAAAGUACUUGACCGUUGAUUGUUGUUUAUUUUUAUCAAACUAUAGCUUUAUGUCAUUCACUUUACACCGAUUAGCCUUCAAAAAAUGUUUGUUAUGUAUUGAAAUAAUAGCGACACUGUUUUUUAAUAUGUGUGCAUUUCCUUUGUAAAAAGUAUCUAGUGAUUAUUCUUGUCAUUUUAUAGGUUUGGAUGUUUUAAGUUUUAUAAACGGUCUAUUAAAGGUGUAUUUUUUAGUGAAUGUUGGUGAAUGUAUCGCUGUUGCAUCAUCUAUCUUAUUUCAUAUUAAUACUUAUUGUGGCCUCUUACAUUUUAUACUCUUUAAUAUUAAAUUUACCUCUUAUAAGGAACAUUUAUUAUAUUUUUAAAUUUACACAUACACCUUAAGAUAUUAAUUUUCUGUUUGUUGAUAGUGCCAGCAUAUUCUGAUGUUAUGAAGAUAUUAUUCGUCAAAAGCAUUCAAAGGCAGAAUAUAUGAUAUUUUUUAAAUAUUUUAAGACAACCUACUUUGGGCAAUCUACUCCCCAUUUUCCUUAUAUUCCCUAUAAAUCAGUACUGAAUAGGCUGUUUUCUAGAGGUGUCAACUAUUCAUUGAUACUUUAUUUUAAUUUAAGUUUUUAUUUAAUAAAUGGUCCUGUUUAAAGAACAGUUUUGAUCCUGGUCAGUAACAAAGUUACAGUAGCUAUCAUAUCAAUCAACCAUUUAAAUUAAAUAUAAAAUCUAUGAUUCUAAACCAUCAUUGCAUUCAUAUUCUGCUUACAAUACUCCUCUAGGUUUCUUUAAAUAAUAAAAUGGAGAAAAAGUAGUAGGACUUCAACUCUUAUAAUAGGAUUCUUGCUCCUGUACCAGAUUACUAACCAUGUCCCACUACCUUAAAAUAUUUUGAUGUUUACCCUUAGGAAUCAAGAAUUUUUUAGUCCACAAUUUGUCCCUUGUAUUCUUAUAUGGAGAUUAAACAGCUCAAAAGUCAUGUAACUUCUUGAUAACAAUAUUCAAACUGAACUAAGCCGGGUUUUCCUAGACGCGGAAGAGGAGCGCGGAGAGCGGAAAAGCGAUUAACAUGGCGUUCCGCUCCGCUUCUAGAAAACAGUAACAUAAAAUUACCUAAGAAAAGAGGAGUCCGUUCUCCGCGUUCCUCUCUCCGCGCUCCGCUCCGCGCCUAGGACAGCCCAGCUUUAGAUUGACGCCACAGUAAUGUUUGGGGGGAAUCAACAAUAAUGGAUGAGAUUAGCCUGGUCCUAAAAUAAAACUCUUCUACAUCACAAAAAUUCAAAUUUAUGCUUUCAUUUUACAAUGCUUAGCUACCACAUGACUACUUUCUGGCCACAAUUUUUAACCUAUCCCUUGUAUAAUAAUUAUUUUCCUUUAUGAAUAUAUGUAUAAUAAAGUGUACAGAUGUAUCUCAAUAACUUAGAAGAUAAGCUGAUGUAAAUAGAUUUAUUAAUGUUGAGCCUUAUUAGAUAACUGCUAGGCACCAAAAAGUUGUAAUCUUUUAAAUUUGCUUUUUUAUUCAAUAAACCUUUUUCCAAAAUGUUA